AUGACGCCCACGUCACCCAUUCGAAGAGACACAAGACUACUCUCACCACCAAGACACAACAAUGGCAAGGAGCGAAGGAACCCCUCCAUCACUCCUAGGAAAUUUCGACGAUUUUUCACCCCACGGACUAGAGUCUCGUCACAUCUGGCCUCUGGUCAUAUAAGUCCAGCCCGGAGAGCUCUCAGAGACCUGGCGGCUCCAACGCUCAACAACCGUCUACAGACACCGGCACCAUCCAGUCCACUCAAACCCUCUUCCGAAUAUGGCCAAGACGACCAGGACGAAAAUGCCAUUGAGGACGACACAAGGGCCAAGCGUAGAAAGUUGCAGCACACGCCAGAAUCGUCACCGUUUCAACCGCACCAUCUCGAGCCACUUCUCCCUCUUGCGUCCGAGAAGUCGUCAGUCUUGCUCAGUCCCAUCCAAUCGAUUCACUCCAGCCAAACCACCCUCCCGGACUUGGAUGAAAGCGAUUGUGAAAAUCUUGACGAGGAACCCGUCAGGCGGUUGGCCCCCAUACCAAGCAGGGGCUUUGCCGGCCAGCUUCUUCAGCGAGAAUUGGGCGGUAGACCGUGCGCCGGUAGAUCAUACAUGUCCUAUCCUGCCUCGGACUGGAAAACAGAAACCGCCGACUUCUACAGUCGGCCAGCAAAUGUUCAUAAUUGCACUAGCCACGAUGGUCCGGGCCGCUGCAUACCCUUCUGUACGGCAACUUGCAAUACCAACAGCCUCGUGGCAGUAGGUGAUGAAGAGGGCCGAGUGAGACUGCUCGACUCGUCAGGCGAUGCUUCGCAGCCAUUCAGUAACAUUCAUGUCUCGUUUCCGGCUCACAGUAACGCCAUUAUCGAUCUUGCCUUUUCAAACGACGACUAUCUGCUAGCAACUGCUUCUGGAGACCAGACAGGACGUGUCAUAGAUAUGAUAACUCAAAAACCAAUUGCCAUUCUCCAACAUCACACUGCUUCCUUGAAGCAGGUACGAUUCCAACCCGGAACCUCCAAUGGAUCAGUCCUGGCCACCUCUUCUCGAGAUGGCAGUGUUCAGAUCUGGGAUCUUCGGUGCAAAGGCCCCGUGUCGGAGAUAUCCUCGGAUGACGGACUCAGUACUGGCCUUAGAUAUGUCCGCAGCACAGCACCGAAACAGGGAUGCGCAGUCAACAGUAUUUAUGACGCACAUGCUCGGACAGCCAGACAAGUCAAGCAAGCAACUGCUGGCCCUGGAGAUACACCCUCACGUGGAGAGCUGCCAGGACGGAUAGGUGACGUCUCCGUGACAGCGCUGCAGUUCCUUCCAGAAGGUCGUGAACACUUGCUCCUUACGGCUUGCGAAGCUGAUGCGUGCAUCAAGUUGUGGGAUAUCCGGUCCACUUCCAAUAGACACAAAACCUCGACCCCAAUCUCCGCAACUGCUCCGCCUACUUCGCAUUCAUACUGGCGCCCUUUCGGCAUUCCAUCGCUCGCCCUCAAUACGGACGCUUCACGUCUCUAUGCUCUGUGCAAAGACAAUACUGUAUAUGCCUACUCGAUGGCACAUCUGAUGCUGGGUCACGCACCAGAACUCAGCAGUCGCGAGCCGGCAAGGCGCCGUCACGGCAACGUCACCCACAACGGUCUCGGUCCACUAUAUGGUUUCCGACACCCAUCACUUCAUGCUACUUCUUUCUACGUCAAGUGCGCUGUUCGCCCAGCAAAAGAUGGGCACAGCGAACUUUUAGCCGUCGGAAGUUCCGACGCCUGCGCAGUAGUUUUCCCAACCGAAGAGCGCUACUUCCGAGACGAUCUCUCGGGUGCCAUGUCCUCUCUUUCUUUGGACCAGUCCACCAUUGCCACUUCGACGCUUCCUCCUUCUGCUUUCACGCGCUCUCAUAGACCAUUGCUGGGACCGCCUUUGUUUCAGCGUACUGCUAGCUCCUCGAGACUCGCCGCCAUGCGCGAAAAGGAAGAUAUUCCCAUGCAUAGGAAUGGCACGCCGCUUGUCCGUGGCCAUGACCGCGAAGUCGGAGCAUUGGCUUGGACUGACAAGGGCAAGCUGAUCACCGUGGGCGACGAUUACCUUAUCCGGUGCUGGAGUGAGGAUCGGGAGCAAGCCAAAGACCUGAGAACAGGUGGCGAGACAGAAGGCCGGCGAUGGGGUUGUGGCUGGGCCAACGUUGGUGAGGAUUGGGAAGGCGAUGCCGAAGACGAUGAUGAUGAAUAA
Messenger RNA from Pestalotiopsis fici W106-1, 2196 nucleotides. RefSeq lists its product as uncharacterized. Gene Ontology annotation, cellular component: nucleus. Lineage: Eukaryota; Fungi; Ascomycota; Sordariomycetes; Amphisphaeriales; Sporocadaceae. The transcript has 2 exons. Gene Ontology annotation, molecular function: protein-macromolecule adaptor activity; protein binding. The record is from RefSeq and is a predicted model, not a curated record. Bases 1 to 2196 code for a protein of 731 amino acids. Gene Ontology annotation, biological process: proteasome-mediated ubiquitin-dependent protein catabolic process.